CCCCCUCCCCCCCCUUCUCCGGUAGUGCAGACGACGCCGAAAACGGGCCGCAAACGUAGAGAGGUUAAACUAUAGUGUAUUUGUCGCCGUUGGGCGUUGAGAACUGUGCCAAAUGUCUCUAUUGUCCGUCUCUCGGAACCCGUUGAAGGGUUUAAAACCAGUUAGAAUACAAUUUGUUUGGAAUCAUGCUAUCAGAUUAUCUUCAGGAACUUUUGGUACAGACAACAUGGAUGCAGGUGAAGAAUUUAGACAACUCGAGCUUAAGCCCACCCGAACUCGUGAGAAAUUUCAACGUAAAAAGGCUCCUGUUCAUAUGAUAAUGCCUAGGGACUACAAGAGGGCUAACAAAAUCGAUCCAGAUAAUGUCGACUGGAAAAGUAUAUGGCCAGGCCCUCGUACAUUUGACCCAAAUGCUAUCCCUAUCCCUGUGAGGCAAGGGAGAUUGAAACCCAAACAAAGGGCAUUUGGCAAGACUGCAAAUUUGGAACUUAUGAAGAUUCCAACUUUUUUCCAUCUAACCCCUCCUGCCAUCAAAGCUCAUUGUGAAGAGCUGAAAAAGUUUUGCACUCCGUUCCCAUCAGAAUUAGACACAAAAGAAAAGUGUGAAAAGCACUUUCCAUUAACAGUCAUAACUAAUGACUACUUACACGCUGCACCAACCAUUAGAGAUCCUUUAGCUAGAAUAGUUACUAUCAAGUUGAAACUCAAGGAUAUACCACUAGAUGAACAUGCAAGGGACAAGUUAAUGCGAAUUAUUAAGGACCGAUAUGAUGAAAAAACUGACACUUUGACAAUUGUAACUGACCGGUGUCCCUUGCGGAAGCAGAACUAUGAUUAUGCUCAAUAUUUGUUGACAGCCAUAUUCUAUGAAUCUUGGACUGUUGAGGAAUGGGAAGCAUCAAAGACUGAGGCUGAUAUGGAGCAUUAUGUGUGGAAUAGGAAUACAUCCUCCAAAGCACUUGCUUCAAUACUCAACUGGACACCUGACAAACUGGGGAAAUCUAUUUUUCAUGAUCCUUUACCAGAAGAUAAACUGAAACCUGAACAUCAUGCAUAUGGGAAGGCUGUCAAAAAUAUUGUUGAAGGUGAAACUGAAGAGGGUUGGUCACAGUACAAGAAGGCUGCUGUUCAAGUACUACUUCGUCAAUAAAAUCUACAAAUCAUGUUUUACUGUUGUUUCUCUUAGUUUUUUAAAAAAGGUGCCAGUAUGAAAGUUAUAAAUGAUCAUUUAGGUAA
Frankliniella occidentalis (western flower thrips) is the source of this 1236-nucleotide messenger RNA. RefSeq names its product 28S ribosomal protein S35, mitochondrial (gene mRpS35). Lineage: Eukaryota; Metazoa; Arthropoda; Insecta; Thysanoptera; Thripidae. The transcript has 6 exons. Bases 113 to 1150 code for a protein of 345 amino acids. Gene Ontology annotation, molecular function: structural constituent of ribosome. Gene Ontology annotation, cellular component: mitochondrial small ribosomal subunit. The record is from RefSeq and is a predicted model, not a curated record. Gene Ontology annotation, biological process: mitochondrial translation.